CAUAAAAGUCUCAACCAAUAAAUAAUUCCUACAAUAAGUUGGAAAAAUGAUCGAAACAUUCGUUUUCAUUGCAUUCGUUGUAAUCGAAAUAGUGAUUGACUUUCGUAUCACUUCAGAUUGUCUUGUUAUUUUGACCGAUGAUGUGCUCGCCGAAGGAACGAAACGAGCAACAUUGAAUGGAUACAGAUAUUGUGCUUACACAGGAAUUCCGUAUGCUACGCCACCAGUUGGAAGUAAUAGAUUUGAGUUGCCGAAGAAAAUCCCAUUUUGGAGAGGUAGGAAGCGAUUCAUCGAAGACGCUAAUAUCUGUGUUCAGAUGUCGUAUGAAACGUUUCAAGUGAUUGGUAAUGAAGACUGCCUUUAUCUCAACAUUUUCACACUAAAAAGCAGACAAACAGAAAAGAACAAUGAAAAUACUGACAAUCUUAUGCCAGUUCUGUUUUUCAUCCACGGUGGCAGCUUUAAUAUAGGAUCAAGUAAUAGCAAUCUGAAUAUGCCCGAUUAUAUUCUUGAAAAGGAAAUUGUGAUCGUUACCAUCAACUAUCGUCUAGGGCCAUUCGGAUUUUUAUCCUUUGACAAUGUAACACGGAACGUUGGUUUGCAUGACCAAAGAAUGGCCCUGGAAUGGAUCUAUGAAAAUAUUUUGUAUUUUGGUGGUAAUAAGAACGGCAUAACGCUAUCAGGAUGGAGCUCUGGUGCUGCUUCCGUUUCGUAUCAUAUGUACGCAAACAAAUCCAAGGAUCUGUUUGAUAAAGCUAUUUUGAUGAGUGGAAAUAUGUUAAAUCCAUGGGCAUUCGAGAGUGAUGUAGAUAAAUGCAGCUGUGAACUUUUGAGCAAAUUGAAUAUAAAAAAUUCCCCAUUUGCAAUCGACGAAUUGAAGGCUUUUGACGCAUACGAUUUGAUACCUCCAAUAUUUACCGACGAAUUAAAAAUCGAUUUUUUCGGAUCCGAACAAUUUUGCUUUGUUCCGACAUUAGAUAAUGAUUUUGUACCGCAACCGCCUCACGUAAAUAUUCGUCACCAAAAUCCGUCCAACGUGCCACUAUUGAUUGGCACGACUUCCUUGGAAUCUGAUUGGGUAAUGUCAUUUGAAUUUACCAACGAUAAGUAUCCUAACAAGAACCCCAACAUAUCCAGUGAUCUGAACAAAGUUAUGGCUCGGUACUUUGAUAAGCAUUAUGAUAGUAUAGAAAUGGAUCGUUUUAUUCGAAAUUUUCAACACGCUAGUGAUAUGAGUUAUGGAAUCUAUCAAUUCAUUCAACAGUAUGUCGAUUCUACUAAACAAGGAAAUAUUUUCGUCUAUCGAUUUGCGUUCGAUGGACAAUUUAGCGAUUUAAAGGAUUACGCUGGAGCAGUUCAUGGCGAUGAACUGGAAUUUCUGUUUAAAAAGAAUUCUGUUGAAGUUAACCGAAACAACAUUAAUAUGGAACAAAUAUUGGAGCAGAGGAUGAUUAGCAUGUGGUCCAAUUUUAUUCAAUUCGGAAAUCCAACGCCAAACGAUCGUGCUGAUGAUUUCUUGUUUCAUAUAACCUGGCCUCCAUUUAGCAUUGACAAACGGCUGUUGUUAAAUAUUGAUUACGAUAUGACGGUAGAGCGGCUAAGCGAUAACGAUGGGGCAUUCAAAUUUUGGGAUUGCAUUUAUCAAUGCAUGUACUAUUUUGAGUGUGAUGAACUCAAUGAAUAUUUACUUUACAGUAAAACAAUUGAAUUUUGAAAUUUAAAAUUUACUUUUUACGAGAACUGUCGAUAAAACAUAUAUCUCUUAUAACACGUAGCGAUGUUUGAUGAAAAUAUUUAUGGAAUUUUUGAAUUCGUGUAGUGAUCAGAGGCGCCGACUUUGAAUUCGUUCAUGGGGGGCUCAUGGGGGGCAAAGAGCACAAAAUGAUAAAAAAAUUGUGAAAAACCCUAGGAAUUUAAAGAAGUUUUGCAUUGUCAUGGGG
Bradysia coprophila is the source of this 1940-nucleotide messenger RNA. RefSeq names its product cholinesterase 2-like. The record is from RefSeq and is a predicted model, not a curated record. NCBI's taxonomy places the organism in Eukaryota, Metazoa, Arthropoda, Insecta, Diptera, Sciaridae.